GUGGGAAGUGGAAGUUUUGGACAUGUUGUAGUUGCAAAACAUAAAGUUACUGGAAAGAAGUAUGCUCUCAAAAUGAUCUAUCAAGAUAGUAAUCAUUUGGAAUUAUCUCAAAAGAUGGAAUGGGCCGAGUUUGCAGCCAUUUACUUUUGUGAUCACUUGUCAUUGAUCAAGGUUCAUGAAUGUUACUAUAGAAAUUUAUGUUUUUAUAUGCUAUUGGAUUAUUGUAAUUGUGGAAGUUUGAGAGAUAUCUUAAAGGUAGUGCCAGUGGAAAAUAUCACUGAGAGAAUAUUAUCAGUUAUUGCAGAAAAGGUUUUAAUUGGAUUGGACCAUUUGCAACAAAAUCAUGUCAUUCACAGAGACAUCAAACCUGAAAAUAUUCUUGUAAACUAUGACAAGACAAUUAAGAAGGCUGAGAUUAAAAUUGGAGACUUUGGACUCUGUGGACACAAGAAAUUGGAGACUGGUUCUACAUUUUUCAAGACAGUGAAUGGAACAUUUAUCUAUAGAUCUCCAGAAAGACUUUUAGAGGAUAAUUACAACUAUACAAGUGAUAUUUGGAGUCUGGGAGUGAUGGCUGUAGAGCUCAUAGUUGGAAGUCACCCUCUCAUAGAUAUGGACAUUACUGAUAGUAAUAGAGACAACCUCUAUCAAAUACCAGAAAUUAUAAUGAAUGCUGUAAAUAAUCACAAGUUUGGAAAAAAUUCUGAGAAGGUUCUGAGUGAAGAAUUUAAAAAUUUUGUAAAGAAGUGUUGUGAAUAUGAGCAACAGAAGAGACCAUUUGCUCGUGAAAUGCUCUCACACGCUUGGAUUAAAAAG
Molecule: messenger RNA, 816 nt
Organism: Naegleria gruberi
Lineage: Eukaryota; Heterolobosea; Eutetramitea; Acrasida; Naegleriidae
Exons: 1
Biological process (GO): MAPK cascade; protein phosphorylation
Molecular function (GO): ATP binding; MAP kinase kinase activity
Source: RefSeq, a predicted model, not a curated record